GGGGCGGGGGAUACGCUGGGCGCGUCCCUGGGGUCACGUGGUGCGCAGCACGCAGAGUCCUUCGGUCUGUUGGUCCUGGAGCGGCGCAGCAAGAGCGGGGCCGUGAGGAGAAUAAAGGCAGCCCAGUUGAUGACUGAAAAUGACAAAGCAUCCACCUAACAGAAGAGGAAUCAGCUUUGAAGUGGGAGCCCAGUUGGAAGCCCGGGACCGUUUAAAAAACUGGUAUCCAGCUCACAUAGAAGACAUUGACUACGAGGAAGGAAAAGUACUCAUCCAUUUCAAGCGUUGGAACCAUCGUUAUGAUGAAUGGUUUUGCUGGGACAGUCCUUAUUUACGCCCUUUAGAGAAAAUACAACUGAGAAAAGAGGGUUUACAUGAAGAGGAUGGAUCUUCUGAAUUUCAGAUAAACGAGCAGGUCCUUGCUUGCUGGUCUGAUUGUCGUUUUUACCCAGCCAAAGUCACUGCUGUUAACAAGGAUGGUACUUACACUGUGAAAUUUUAUGAUGGAGUAGUUCAGACUGUCAAACAUAUUCAUGUCAAAGCUUUUUCCAAAGAUCAGAAUAUUGUGGGUAAUGCUAGGCCUAAAGAAACAGAUCACAAAAGUCUUUCAUCAUCUCCUGAUAAACGAGAGAAGUUUAAAGAGCAGAGAAAAGCCACAAUCAAUGUGAAGAAAGACAAAGAGGAUAAAGCCUUAAAGACAGAAAAGCGACCCAAGCAGCCUGACAAAGAAGGAAAGUUAAUCUGUUCUGAAAAAGGAAAGGUGUCUGAGAAAAACCUUCCCAAGAACGAGAAGGAAGAUAAGGAGAACAUUUCAGAGAAUGACAGGGAGUACUCUGGAGACACCCAAGUGGACAAGAAACCUGAAAAUGACAUUGUGAAGAGUCCACAAGAGAACUUGAGGGAGCCAAAAAGAAAACGAGGCAGACCCCCUUCCAUAGCUCCUACUGCUGUGGAUUCAAACUCUCAAACUUUACAACCAAUAACAUUGGAACUGAGAAGACGGAAAAUAUCAAAAGGAAGUGAUGUCCCGUUAAAACGGCCUCGACUUGACAAAAAUUCAUUACCAAAUGCUUUUAAGAAAACAGAUGAUUUUGUGACAUCUAAUGUGCCAGCUGUGGACCUGGACCACAAAUUUAGAUGCAAGGUUGUGGACUGUUUAAAAUUUUUCCGCAAAGCUAAACUGCUGCACUAUCAUAUGAAAUAUUUCCAUGGGAUGGAGAAGUCACCAGAGCCAGAGGAAAGCCCAGGGAAGAGGCAUGUCCAAACAAGGGGCUCUUCAGCUUCUGACAAGGCCGGCCAGGAGAGCUUGACUAGGAAGCGGGUCUCUGCAAGUUCUCCGACUGCAAAAGACAAGGAAAAGAAUAAAGAGAAAAAAUUCAAAGAGUUUGUGAGAGUGAAACCAAAGAAGAAGAAGAAAAAGAAAAAGAAAACCAAACCUGAAUGCCCCUGCAGUGAGGAGAUCAGUGACACUUCCCAGGAACCAUCGCCACCCAAGGCAUUUGGUGUGACAAGGUGUGGGUCCUCACACAAGCCUGUAGUCCAUAUGAGCCCACAGCUCCAUGGCACAGAAACUGGCAACCACAAAGGGAAAUUGAAAGCAUCUGAGGAGGAUAAUUUGAGUGAGUCCUCUUCUGAGAGUUUUCUUUGGAGUGAUGAGGAGUAUGGUCAAGAUGUUGAUGUGACUACCAACCCAGAUGAGGAACUUGAUGGGGAUGACCGCUAUGAUUUUGAGGUGGUCCGUUGCAUCUGUGAAGUCCAGGAGGAAAAUGAUUUCAUGAUUCAGUGUGAAGAGUGCCAGUGCUGGCAGCAUGGAGUCUGCAUGGGAUUACUGGAAGAAAAUGUACCUGAGAAAUACACCUGUUAUGUUUGCCAAGACCCUCCAGGUCAAAGGCCUAGCUUUAAGUACUGGUAUGAUAAGGAGUGGUUGAGCAGAGGACAUAUGCAUGGCCUGGCCUUUUUGGAAGAGAACUACUCCCAUCAGAAUGCUAAGAAGAUUGUGGCCACCCACCAGCUUCUUGGGGAUGUGCAGAGAGUGAUCGAGGUUCUGCACGGCCUCCAGCUCAAAAUGAGCAUCUUGCAACAUUUCCUGAAGGACACUGCCAUCCCACUACCACCCACCAUGCUCGAGAAGGCCACUGUUUCCUGGCAGGCUCUUCCUCCCUCCUCCCUUCUUUCCUUUUGCUUAGUGAUCACAAGUUGUAAUAAGCAGGGAGCAUCCUGAUCUGCAACUGUGGUGCCAGCCUUGGAAACAACACUCAGGGGAAGGGAGAGCUCAUUCCAGACACAUCCAUGUGAUGGACACCAGAAGCAAGCAAGAAGCCCCCAGCUAUAGAACUUUGAACGGGGCAGUGGAGAAGCCCCUACCCCUACCCC
Heterocephalus glaber (naked mole-rat) is the source of this 2373-nucleotide messenger RNA. NCBI's taxonomy places the organism in Eukaryota, Metazoa, Chordata, Mammalia, Rodentia, Bathyergidae. The record is from RefSeq and is a predicted model, not a curated record.